AUCAAUCGAAUAUCAAUCGAAAUAUGUAUCGAACUCGAAAAAUUCCUCAUUUUUAUCAACAAUUUUCUUUCUUUACCUUCUUUCUCUCUCAAAUAUCAUAACUUUUCUUUCUUCUCCUUCACUUCUUCCUUCUAUAAACUAUAAACAGAAUCCUUCCUACCCAGUAACAAGUCAACAACAUAAUGUCUGGUUGAGAAAUCUCAGAAAUUACACUCUUUUCUUUCAAAUUAUUACAUGUUUUCGAAACAAUCUACCAAAUCAUCUCAAUUUAAUUGUUUUAUUCAAACCACUCAAACUCCCAGCAACGUUUAGAUACUCUCUAGUAAUUUCUUUAAAAAUUUUGCCCAUCCUGUUUAUCGAACAAUGUUUGUUCAUUCAUCAAUCUUCACUGUAAUCUGAUUGAAUCUGAUCAAUGUUUCGCACGUGUUGAAUCCUUUCUUCCAUGAUUCUUUCUUCCUUGACGACAAAUGUCUAGAAACAAUAUGAUUAUUGUAUGCGACAGAUUUUAACAUCCAUUUUUUAUUCUUUCAUUUCACGAUGCAGGUCUCUUGUCCAAACAAUGUGAAAAUUUAUAACUUGAGCGCUGGAAAGUCCCUCCCAGAGUGGUUAUCUGAACGUAAAAGACGAAACUUGUUAAAAAAAAAUGUCGAUAUACGACGUCGAAUCGAACUUAUCCAGGACUUUGAUAUGCCUGGAGUUAGUACUUCUAUUAAAGUUACAAAGGAUGAACAGUAUAUUUUGGCAACUGGAAUAUACAAGCCACGCGUAAAGUGUUACGAUGUAAAUAAUUUAUCUUUAAAGUUCGAACGCUGUUUCGAUUCCGAAGUUGUUACUUUUGAUGUAUUAUCGGAUGAUUACAGUAAAUUGGUUUUCUUACACUGCGAUAGAAAUAUCGAGUUCCAUGUUGCUCAUGGAAGAUAUUAUAGACUCAGGAUACCACGUUUUGGAAGAGACAUCAAGUAUCAUUAUCCGACUUGUGACUUAUUCGUCGUAGGAGACAGUAACGAGAUUUACAGAAUAAAUCUUGAAAGAGGACAAUUUUUGCAGUCUUUCUCGACAGAAGCGUCCUCGUUAAAUAAGUGCGAAAUAAAUCCAGUACAUCAUCUGCUUGCUGUGGGAACAGAGGAGGGAAAAAUUGAAGCAUGGGAUCCUAGAAGUAGAAGUAAAGCGGGUACCUUGGACUGUGCUUUGCACUGUAUCGGACAAAGCGAUAAGUUACAAGUAAUCCCUGCAGUUACUAGUUUAAAGUUUCAAGGAGGCUUAACGUGUGGAGUGGGCAUGUCAAAUGGACAGAUAUUGUUGUACGAUAUUCGUUCGAAUAAACCGUUUUUGAUCAAGGAUCACAUGUAUGGGUUACCCAUCAAGAGUAUCGAAUUUCAUCAGAAAAUGGACAUGGUUUAUUCUAUGGACAGUUCUAUUGUCAAGAUAUGGGACAAAAACAAUGGAAAAUUGUACACGUCGAUCGAAGCCGAAAACGAUUUUAACGACAUGUGCGUUAUACCAAACACCGGAAUGCUUUUAAUUGCUAAUGAAAAUAGAAAAAUGCAAACGUAUUAUGUUCCUUCUCUUGGUACAGCUCCUUAUUGGUGUAGCUUCUUGGACAAUUUAACGGAGGAAUUGGAGGAAUUAAAUUAUGAAAUUAUUUAUGACGAUUAUAAAUUUCUUACCGAGAAAGAGUUGGAUGAAUUAGGUCUUUUGCAUUUAAAAGGCACUAAUCUUCUUCGUGCUUAUAUGCACGGAUACUUUAUGGAUAUUCGAUUGUACCGAAAAGCGAGAGACGCGAUGAAACCGUUUGAAUUCCAAGAAUACAAGAAAAAGAGAAUUCAGGAAAAAAUGCAAGAAACUUGCGCUAGUCGAUUACAGAUUGAAAAAAUAGCAACCGUUAAUAAAGAGCUUGCGUUGAAACUGAUGGACGAGACAAAUACGAAAAAGAAGAAAACAACUUCUUCUUCCGGCCUUCUAAAAGAUGAACGUUUCAAAGCACUUUUCACUAAUCCCGACUUUCAAGUGGACACAACCUCGGAAGAGUAUUCGUUAUUGAAUCCCGUUGUCUCUCAGUUGAAUAAAAGUCGGGCAAAGAGGUUGUUGAAAGCCAAAGCAACGGAAGAAGAGAUGAAACUCGAUCCUACAAACGAUGAAACGCAAGAUAAUAAUAGUUCCGAUGAAAGUUUCAUUCAUGAUGAUAGUAGUUCGGAGGAUGAAAAAGUAUGGGUUAAAGAAGUGAAGAAACAAUAUCGGUUAAUGAAGAAAAACGAACGGGAGAUACAAGAGGAGGAUGAAAGUGUAAAAAACACCGAUGAACAUAGAGAAAAUGAACCCAAGUUUUAUGAAAUCAAAGAGAACGUAGAAUUCAAAGAUGCAAAACCGGUAGCAAAGAGACUAAACAAGGCUAGUUUAGGAGAAAGACUAAGAGACCAAGAAGCUCAUAAUAUUCAAGUUUCUGGUUCUCGUGGUAAUAGAGAAAUGACUUUUGUCGUUGAAAAGGUAAGUUCGAACAAUGAAUCAAAGAAUGGGAAAGAUCCUCCUCAGCAAAAUCAUGAAGAAACAAUGCAGACAUCUACACCGUCCGGAUUAUCAGAAUUGCAAAUGCAAAGUACAGAAGUUGGUGAAAUCACUGAAAUGCCAGAUUUUGAGAUGUUAAGUACGUCUGCGGUACUUCACUAUUGUAAGCAUAAAAUAUUAAGGCCGUAUUUGAGAUUGUUGGGAGUAAUGGGUUUAAAACCAAUGAGCAGCGAUGAUGAUUCCGAACGAUGCUCUUGUUAUUGUAUUCUUACAAAUCUUCAUACUUUACAAGUCAUAAUAUUUAUGUGCAUUGGAUAUAUUUUACAAUAUAUGGCAUGUUUUAGAAGAGACAGAGGAUUUUGUUACAAAACACUACCUUUAGAACUUGAAAUUGUAGCAAAUAUCAGCAAGGAACAUACAGAGGAAAUUAUCUGCUUUGGAAAUAUUAUAUUUAGUUAUCUAGUUCCUAGUGUUUUACAUUUAGUAGCAUAUUUAUAUACGGUAUAUCUAUUCCGGAUCAAAGAAAACGAACAGCUACAAAAUUUAAUGGAGAGAGCAUUCCUUCUCUCAUCUAAUCCUGUAAAUCGUGGAAAUCAAAGAAAACUUGUACGAAUACUAUGGCUGUUCAUAGCAUUGAGCGUGGUAUGGAUAAUGAUGGCAUUAAUCACAGUAAAUAUUCUGAUGGCCCAAGGAAGUAUUGUAUUUCAAUGGUUAGAACAGAGUCCGUAUCAAGUAAAAAUAACAUUGAAGGUAUUUUUAAUUGUAUGCACAUUAUGGCACGAUAUGGUUCAAGGAACGAUUAUCACCAGUUACUGUUUACAAGGGCAACUUUUAUUGGCACACUUGUACUUUCUUCGUGGCAAGUUGCUUCACCAUACUUUAUCUCCUAUCGAUUGGAUGAAGGAAAUAUGCGAAUUUAAAAAACUAUUGAAAUAUUUCAAUGACGAACUAGGACCAGCUGUAUGUAUCUAUACAGUUGUGAAUUUAUCAUGGGCUGCCGCGGGUACAAUUUGGUUGCUUCGAUAUGAUAAUUAUAAUGGUGAUGCACAAAAUAGUCCUAUUACAUGGAUCGGAAUAGUGAAUGUCGUAUUAUGGAUUUUAAUAUCGAUAGUUCCUUUUAUUCAGGCAGCUCGUUUAAGUACAGCUUGUUCUAUGAUUCAAAGUAUUGGACAUGAAGUACGCAUCCGACCAUUUGUUUAUCAAAGCACUCCAGGUGAGGAUCUUGACACUAUACUUUUGUAUACGUCGUCGCUAAAAAUGUGUGCUAGACUGUUUAGGGUACCAGUCACAGGUAGAUAUCUUUGCCUUUUACUGACGGUAGGUAGCAUCUUAAUCCUCACUCUUGGACAAUGUCAAUUUUUCUGAUUAUUGUACCGUCUUAAUCAUAUUUAAU
Molecule: messenger RNA, 3895 nt
Organism: Osmia lignaria (orchard mason bee)
Lineage: Eukaryota; Metazoa; Arthropoda; Insecta; Hymenoptera; Megachilidae
Source: RefSeq, a predicted model, not a curated record